This is a messenger RNA of Pangasianodon hypophthalmus (striped catfish), 1512 nucleotides long. RefSeq names its product keratin, type I cytoskeletal 13. Gene Ontology annotation, molecular function: structural molecule activity. Bases 48 to 1430 code for a protein of 460 amino acids. Lineage: Eukaryota; Metazoa; Chordata; Actinopteri; Siluriformes; Pangasiidae. The record is from RefSeq and is a predicted model, not a curated record. The transcript has 8 exons.
CAAUCUCACUCACUCUCCAGAGUAAGACCGAAAAAGCCUCCAUCAACAUGGCCAGCACCUUCUCUGCCCACACUAGCUUUGCAUCUGGAUCCAUGGUCGGAGGAUCCAUGGGAUCCUCGCGUAUGUCUAUUGGUGGUGGAGGAGGAAGCCGAGUCAGUGCAAUGAGGGCUGGAAGUGUCUAUGGUGGAGCAGGAGGGUCUGGGGUUCGCAUCUCCCAAGCCUCUCGGUCCUUGUCCUUUGGUGCAUCUGGAGGCAGUGCUGGUGGAGGCUUCAGCUCUGGUGCAGGUUUUGGUGCAGGAUUUGGAGGUGGCGCAGGAUUUGGAGGUGGUGCAUGGUACGGAGGUGGUGCUGGGGAAGCGGACAGUAGCAUCAUCGGCAAUGAAAAGUUCACCAUGCAGAACCUCAACGACCGUCUGGCCUCCUACCUGGACAAGGUGCGCUCACUGGAGAAGGCCAAUGCAGAUCUCGAGCUCAAGAUCCGCCAGUUCCUAGACAGCAAGACCUCACCUACUGCACGCGACCACUCUGGCUCCUUGGCUACCAUCAGUGAGCUCCAAGCCAAGAUUCUGGAUGCCAUUCAGUUGAAUGGUACUGUCCACCUUAGCAUUGACAAUGCCAGCUUGGCUGCAGAUGACUUCAAGAUGAAGUAUGAGAAUGAGUUGGCCAUGCGUCAGUCUGUUGAGGCUGAUAUUGCUGGACUGAGGAGGUUGCUGGAUGAUCUGAACCUGACCAAGAAAGAUCUCACCCUGCAGAUUGAUGCCCUGAAUGAUGAGCUGAGCUUCCUCAAGAGGAACCAUGAGGAGGAGCUGCUAGCUGCACGCGGCCAGAUGAGCGGACAGAUUCACGUUGAGGUUGACGCUGCACCACAGCAAGACCUCACCAAGGUCAUGGAAGAAAUCCGCGAGCACUAUGAAGCCGUUGCUGCCAAGAGCCAGAGAGAGCUUGAGGGCUGGUUCCAGACAAAGUCUGAGACCCUGAAACAGGAAGUUGCUGCCAGCACUGAGACUCUGGCCGUCUCCAAAACAGAAGUGAACACCGUUAAGAGCACUUUGCAGUCUUUGGAAAUUGAGCUCCAGUCUCUGAUGGCCAUGAAAGGCUCCCUUGAGGGAACACUGUCUGAGACUCAAGCCCGUUAUGCCAUGCAGUUAUCAGGAUACCAAGUGCAGGUGACGAGUCUGGAGGAUCAGCUGGUGCAGCUUCGUGCUGAUCUGGAGCGUCAGUCUCAGGAGUAUCAGAUGCUGCUGGACAUCAAGACCCGACUGGAGCUGGAGAUCACUGAGUACAGGAGGCUGCUGGAUGCUGAGGCCAGUGGCAGCGCCUCGAUUUCCUCCACCAAGACCUCCACCAACAAAACAGCAAUCAUCACCGUGGUGGAAGAGGUGGUUGAUGGGAAAGUCGUCUCUACCUCCUCUACAUCUCUUACUAAGUAAUGAAAGAUGAACUGGAAUUGUGUUUAUUGGAGUAUAAUUCACCAAGCAUUUCAGUUCAAAAAUAAAACAUUUUUAAUCAUGA